CCCCUCUCCGAUCCUUUUCCGAGUCCAAAAAAAGGAGUCCGUAUGGGUAAGAAGCUACACUUGACGUCCCUCUUCUAUAGGAUGGCAGGAAGUAGGCCUUCCUCUUCUCCUCCUCCUUCAUGGCCGUGGCCUUCCUGCAAGCACCCGAAGACCCACUCCUUCAGGAAGGAAGGUGAAGUCUACGUCGACUUCAUAUCAGCUCCAGCACCGGAGAGCUUCUCCACGGUGUUGGAGGCUUCAGCCAGCGAUGCGAUCGAGGCGAUGAUUCAUGGACUAAGGUCCGACCGGCUUUUCUUCGAGCCGGCGGGCGCAACCAGCUCGAUAGUGGAGGCCGAGACGCGCAAUGCCGGGAGUACUACUACUCCGUUGGAGGGCAGCAUAGCCAUGGCAGUGGAUUCAAUAGACCCUUAUCUGGACUUUAAGCUGUCCAUGAAGGAGAUGGUGGUGGCUCACGGGGUGAUGGACUGGGAGUGGCUUGAGGAGAUGCUGGUUUGGUACUUGAACAUGAACGGGAAGAGGAUCCAUGGUGUCAUCGUUGGUGCCUUCGUGGAUUUGCUUCUGAGUCUUGCUUCUUCGUCGCCUCCUCCUCAUUCCUCUUCUCCCUCUUCCAUCUUUUAGAUGGAGG
Messenger RNA from Musa acuminata AAA Group (dessert banana), 625 nucleotides. Its product is annotated as transcription repressor OFP13-like. Bases 43 to 618 code for a protein of 191 amino acids. The record is from RefSeq and is a predicted model, not a curated record. The transcript has a single exon. Gene Ontology annotation, biological process: negative regulation of DNA-templated transcription. NCBI's taxonomy places the organism in Eukaryota, Viridiplantae, Streptophyta, Magnoliopsida, Zingiberales, Musaceae.